This is a messenger RNA of Dermatophagoides pteronyssinus (European house dust mite), 1667 nucleotides long. It is a transcript of the gene Prp3, whose product is annotated as pre-mRNA processing factor 3. Gene Ontology annotation, biological process: mRNA splicing, via spliceosome. Gene Ontology annotation, cellular component: U4/U6 x U5 tri-snRNP complex. The record is from RefSeq and is a predicted model, not a curated record. Lineage: Eukaryota; Metazoa; Arthropoda; Arachnida; Sarcoptiformes; Pyroglyphidae.
UGUGCACUAUAUUUUUCGAAGGUUCCAAAAAGUUUUUCUUUUGAUUUUAUCUUAUUGUCUAAAUUAUUGUUGGAAAUCAUUUUCUUUUUUUAUUUAAAAAAAAUUUCAUCUUUUCAACAAAAAAGAUGUCAGAAAGUUCGAUCGAUAGUAAAGCUCGAAUUGCACAAUUACGUGCACAAAUUCAAGCUCGUUUUUCCAAUUCAUUGGGAGCGAUUCAAUCAACUGAUAAUAAUGGAAAUAAUGAUCGAACAGCUCAUCUUACUCAUAAAGGAACAGUACGACCAACACCGUUAAUUUUGAAUGCUGAAGGUCGAACCGUUGAUCAAACUGGCAAAGAAGUACAAUUGAUUCAACGAAUGCCCACUUUGAAAGCGAAUAUACGAGCACAAAAAAAAGAACAAUUUAUCAAAUUGAAUCAUGAAAAACAAUCAGGUCAAGCAAAUGCUGAACAAAAAUUUAUCGAUACACGAUUAGAAAGUAAAGCGCCUGUUCGAAUACGAAAAACAUUCCGUUUUCAUGAUAAAGGAACAUUCGAAUCGAUUGGUAAUAAAAUUCGAACCAAAGCUCAAUUGGAACUAUUGCAAAGGGAUAUUGCUCAAAAAGCUAAACGAACUGGUAUCAGUGCAGCUGCACGUUUAGCUUUGCUUAGUUCGAUUGUUCCGAAAAAACAAGCAAAAGAUGAUGAAAUUCCUGUUGUGGAAUGGUGGGACAGUUUUAUCAUGAAAGAUAAUAGCUACGAUGAAUGCAUCAAAAACACAAAACCAUUUCAAGAAAAAUAUGAUGGAAUUACACAGCUUAUUGAACAUCCUAUUCAGAUGAAACCACCGCAUGAAACAUCAAAACCACAAUUUUUACCCGUAUUUUUGACGAAAAAAGAACAGAAAAAACUUCGUCGGCAAAAUCGUCGAGAAGCAUGGAAAGAAAAACAGGAUAAAAUUCGUUUAGGUUUGGAACCACCACCCGAACCAAAACUAAAAAUAUCCAAUAUGAUGAGAGUACUUGGCCAACAAGUUGUUCAGGAUCCAACCAAAAUGGAAGCUCAUGUUCGUGAACAAAUGAUGCGACGGCAAAAAGCACACGAAGAAGCUAAUGCAGCACGACGAUUAACCGGAGAACAGAAAAAACAGAAAAAAAUACGUAAAAUCAAAGAAGAUACAAAUACUGGCGUAAAUGUUGCUGUUUAUAGAAUUUUGGAUCUAAAUAAUCCGGCUAAAAAAUUUAAAGUUGAAGCAAAUAUCAAACAAUUAUUAAUGACUGGUGUGGUUGUUAUCUAUAAAAAUAUUAACGUUGUUGUUGUUGAAGGUGGUCCUAAACAGCAGAAAAAAUUCAAACGUCUUAUGUUACAUCGUAUAAAAUGGUCAGAUGAUUUGGUUGCACACGGUGAUUUAAAUGAACAUGAUUCCAGCAGUAACGGUAACGUAGAAAAAAAAUGUGAAAAUAAAUGUCUAUUGGUUUGGGAAGGUUUGGUUAAAAAUCGUUCAUUUGGUGAAGUAAAAUUUAAAAAUAGUCCAAAUGAAAGUUUUGCUAGAGAAAUAUUUAAAAAUCAUGGCGUCGAACAUUAUUGGGAUCUAGCAUAUAGUAUGUCUAUAUUAGAUUCGGCUGAAGCAUGAUACACCAUCAUUCAUUAGAAAAAUAUUACAAAAAAACAACAACAACAAAAUUUCAUA